AUGGCCGACAUUGACAUGGACGUCGACAUGGACAUCGACCUCGGCUUGGACCCCGAAAUCGCCCAGCUCGAGGCAGAGGCCAUGAAGAUUAUCGAUGCUCAAGAUGUCAACACUUCUACCCCUGCCGACAAUCUCGACGAACUCGCCCCUACAAAGGUUCACAUCCGCGGUCUGGAUAACCUCACCACCGACAACAUCAGACAGUUUGCUGGCGAGUAUUAUUCGCUAGAUGACUUCCAACGCGUCGAGUGGAUCGACGACACGUCAGCCAACCUCAUCUACGAGUCAGAGCGAGCCGCUCAAGAGGCCCUCAUCGCUCUUUCCGACCUACAAGACACAGACAAUGUCGCUCCUCUACAGAUGCGCAGGGCAAAAGCGCUACCUUCGAACCCCGAUACCGAACUCUACAUCCGCCAAGCCACUCUUGCCGACAAGAAGGCUCCCCGUGCCCACGAAAGAAGUCGCUUCUACCUCAUGAACCCCGAUCACGACCCGAGAGAACGCAAAGGAGACUAUGACAACAGGAGGAGAGGCCCGCGAAGAGACAACAGGCAAAGAAACGAUGCUCCCAAGCCUUUCGACGUCAACAUGUACGACGAUGCAGAAGAAGAGUCACCAGCACUCAGCUACGAUGACGAAGACGACCGCAGGAACACCCGACGCAGGGAUGAUCGUCCGAGGCGGCCGCGUGGAGGUGACUUGUUUGCCGGGAAAGAAACAGGCAGACUACGUGAUCGCAGCGCAUCUCCUGUCAGGGAUGGCGACGGAAGAUACGGCUUCAGCCAGGAACAGCCCGAACGCAGAACCGCACGCCGCAGGACUAUAUCGCCCGCCCCUCGCAAGAAGGAUCUUAUCCCUGCAGCUCGCGCCAGCAAUGGCCCGAUAGAACUACUCCCUGCGAAGAACACCACCAAGACCUUUGGCCUCGAUACACCUCUUACCUCGACAAGCCCUCCCAAGCGCAACAGGGAACUGUUCCCCAACAAAUCUGCUCGCAGCAACCACCGCCGCUCAGAUGCCCUGGACGCUGGCGAGACUGCUAGCAUCAGACGUACGUUGUACUUUCCAACUGGAGAUUUUGAACCUUCAACUGACUCAAUGUACAGGCAGNNCCUGGCUGAUCGCAUAACAGGAGGUCCAGAGCCAAGCGGCUUCAGCAUUAGAGGUCACGCCCAAGCAGAUGUGCCGGGCUUCUCGAUCCGUGGCGCUUCUCGAGAGGUUAACCCAAAGGUCAAGGAACUGUUCCCUUCCAAGUUCAGCAGCGGAGCGGAGCCAAACGACCUGUUCGCCGACAAGAUGAGAGAUCGCAAUACUCAACGCAGACGUGCCGAGGACAUGAUGUAG
Messenger RNA from Aureobasidium vineae, 1344 nucleotides. Lineage: Eukaryota; Fungi; Ascomycota; Dothideomycetes; Dothideales; Saccotheciaceae. The record is from the annotation of a GenBank genome assembly.